AUGGACUGCCCCACAGUCGAUCCUCCAACGGAGCCCAGCACCUUGGCGGGCGACGUGUGCGGGCCGGAGCAGUUCCGCUGCGGCGGCGAGGACGAUACGGGCGGGACGGGCGCGGGCGCCGAGUGCGUGCCGCUGGCCUGGCGCUGCGACGGCCGCAUGGACUGCGCCGACGGCUCCGACGAGACCCUACACUGCAGCCGGCACGGCGCGAACAUCACGUGCACAGCCGAUCAGUUCGCGUGCGGCGCGCGCGGGCCGUGCGUGGCGGCGAGCGCGCGCUGUGACGGCGCGCACGACUGCCCCGGCGCCGCCGACGAGGCCGCGUGUGUCUGCCCGCCGCGCGCCUUCCGCUGCGCCGCCUCGCGCGUCUGCGUGCGGCAGGAGGCGUUUUGCGAUGGCGACGCGGACUGCGAGGACGGCUCCGACGAACCACCAGGCUGCUCGCACGGCACCCCGGCAGGCGAACCAAGCGUGGAGCCGACGGAACCUUUACCAGCGCCCGCGGAGCCACCAAAGCCUGCUGUGCACCCGCUGUGCGCGGCGGCCGGGCCGGGCGCGCUGUACUGCGCCGGGCGCUGCCUGCCGCGCGAGCUGCAGUGCGACGGCCGCGACCACUGCGAGGACGGCGGCGGCGGCGGCGCCGGCACCGACGAGGACCCGCUCGUCUGCAGCUCGUUCGCGACGGCGUUCGGCGGGCCGGACUCGCCGCUGGCGGCGGCGGCGGCGUGCGCGCGCGGGCUGUGGCGCUGCGGCUCGGGCGCGUGCGUGCCGCCGCGCGCGCUGUGCGACGGCGCCGACGACUGCGGCGACUACAGCGACGAGCGCGCCUGCAACGUGGACGAGUGCGCGGUGCUGAACGGCGAGUGCGCGCACAACUGCACCGACCUGGCCGUGGGCCGCGCCUGCUGGUGCCGCGCGGGCUGGCGGCGCGGGCCGCGCGGCGCCUGCCGCGACGUCGACGAGUGCCAGGAGGACGACCCCUGCGACCACCGCUGCAGGCAUAUGAGUCGUGGAAAACCCAGCGAUACAAAUAUCAUGAUCGGUUAUGUUGCUGUUACAUACUAUUCCUAG
This is a messenger RNA of Ostrinia nubilalis (European corn borer), 1071 nucleotides long. RefSeq names its product sortilin-related receptor-like. The record is from RefSeq and is a predicted model, not a curated record. The transcript has 7 exons. Lineage: Eukaryota; Metazoa; Arthropoda; Insecta; Lepidoptera; Crambidae. Gene Ontology annotation, cellular component: plasma membrane. The coding region runs from base 1 to 1071 and encodes 356 amino acids. Gene Ontology annotation, molecular function: protein binding; calcium ion binding.